AUGGGUCACUUAAGUGGUGCCGGCACACAGCUGCUGCAGGAGUGGCGGGACCUGGGGGUGCUCAGCCUGGCCGUGUGUGACCAAGACGCCCAAGAGGUUCUGGCCGCCAUCAGCGCCGUCCACGUGUCAUUGCCUCGGCUACACAUCCUCUGCCUACACGUCCCCGUGGGUGCCGUGAGGACACAGGCGUGCACCACACGGCUGCCUGGCUGCCCAGGGGUGUUCCUCGUGUUGUCUGGCGUGGACGAGAGGCUGCUGGAGGAGGCGGCCCAGAUAGCACAGCUCCUGCAGCCCACACAGCGCCCACUGGCAGCGGGGAUGGGUCGGAGUGUGAGCCGUGUGAGCGACUCAUCAAAAGCUACCCCAUCUGGUUCCUGCCUGACUUACAGCGAUCCGGCGCCGUUCACCUCCUGCAGGGCAAGGACGAAGGGGUAGGUGGCGUCACUUGUCCGUAUCCGGUUGUGUCGAGUUGAUAGAUGGAGGAAUUGAGUUUUUGAGGCAUUGAACAAUACCAAGUUUGCUCUGCCCCAAUCAGAAAUUUUAGAAAGACCAGAAGUCAAGCGUUCUGUUGCUUCCCUGCGUGAUAUGUUUACCUCCUGAAGGGUUGGACGUCUAUGAAAAGACGUGGAAAAGUGCAGGGUGGUAUCAUCAGCAUAGGAGUGGAUAGGACAAGAAGUUUGGUUUAGAAGAUCAUUAAUGAAUAAUAAGAAGAGAGUGGGUGACAGGACAGAAUCCUGAGGAACACCACUGUUAAUAGAUUUAGGAGAAGAACAGUGACCGUCUACCACAGCAGCAAUAGAACGGUCAGAAAGGAAACUUGAGAUGAAGUUACAGAGAGAAGGAUAGAAACCG
Molecule: messenger RNA, 852 nt
Organism: Scylla paramamosain (green mud crab)
Lineage: Eukaryota; Metazoa; Arthropoda; Malacostraca; Decapoda; Portunidae
Exons: 3
Coding region: 1-435 (144 amino acids)
Source: RefSeq, a predicted model, not a curated record